Rotaria sp. Silwood1 is the source of this 1419-nucleotide messenger RNA. Lineage: Eukaryota; Metazoa; Rotifera; Eurotatoria; Philodinida; Philodinidae. The record is from the annotation of a GenBank genome assembly.
AUGUCAUUUUAUCGAGACGAGAUUGAUGGACUACGAGCAGUUGCUGUUAUUCCAGUCAUUUUAUAUCAUGCUGGUUGCACUUCGUAUUUCGCUGGAGGUUAUAUUGGUGUUGAUAUAUUCUUUGUUAUUAGUGGUUAUCUAAUUACAUCUGUCAUUGAAAAUGAACGUGAACAAGAAAUAUUUUCACUUGUUCACUUUUAUGAACGACGAUGUCGUCGCAUUCUUCCAGCACUUUAUUUCAUUUUAUUUGUCAGUAGUAUUUUUGCUUAUUAUUGGAUGUUACCUGAUCAAUUGAAAGAAUUUGGACAAACUUUAAUUUCUAUUGUUGCUCUUUCUUCAAAUAUAUUCUUUUGGUGGAAAGACGAUGGCUAUUUUACACAAUUAACUGAAUUAAAUCCUUGUGUUCAUACGUGGAGUUUAGCUGUUGAAGAACAAUUUUAUUUUAUAUUUCCAUUAAUAUGUUAUUUUUCUGGAAAGAAAAAUCGUUGCCUUAUCAUUCUACUGAUAUUUUUAGCUUUGAUUAGUUUUUUUCUUGCUCAAUGGGGUGGAAAUUUUCAAUCGACUUCCAAUCAUCAAUUUCAUAUGUUUUCUCAACAUUCAUGGGCAUCAUUUUACUUACCUAUAGGACGAGCAUGGGAGUUAUUACUCGGUUCUUUUGCUGCAUUCUACUUACGACUUAAUAGAUCAGUCAGCAAAAUACGGUCAUGGGGGUAUGUUGAACGAGCAUUUAAUGUUUUAAGACAAAAUAAAAAUACAUUUUCAAUUCGAACAUCAACAACAAACAAAAGAUUGAUAUUAAUUGGUGAUAGUUUUGCGCAAGAUUUUUAUAAUAUAAUUAUUGAAGGAAAACAUUUGACUAACUAUGAAAUGCGUGUGUUUUUUAUUCAUGGACGAUGUCAAAUGUAUAUUGGUCCAGAAGAUCGAAAACAAUUUAUUAAUGCAAUAGAUCAUCAAAUAUGUACAAAUCGUAACGAUAUUAAAUAUGCUUUACCAGUUAUUCGUCAAGCUGAUGUUAUUAUUUUAUCUGGUAAAUGGUUUGAAUGGAGUGCUAAACGAUUACCAAUGACAUUAAAAUUGUUAAAUUUAACAAAAAAACAACAAAUAUUUGUUAUUGGACGAAAACAUUUUGGUAAUGUUAAUCCAAAAUUAUAUGUUAAUAAAUCAACUGAAUAUCGACUUAAACAAUAUCAAUAUCCAAGUAUAGAUGUGAUCAAAGUUAAUAGUUUAUUAGAAAAAACCAUAGAUAAAUCAAUAUUUGUCAAUAUACUAAAAAUGAUCUGUACUGGAUAUAAUCGAACAUGUCCUCUUUUUACUCGUGAUGGAAAAUUAAUAUCAUAUGAUGGAAGAUAUUUGACUAAAUAUGAUGCUAUUUAUGUUGGUAAUAUUAUUUUUAAAAAUAAACCAUUAAAUAAAUUAUAA